UCUUUACCCAGGCAGCUUGGAUUAAUCAGGAGAAAGUCAGUGGCGCCAGCAAAUGCAGAUCUAGGAAGGAGCAAGUUCAAGCAGUUAUUUGACUACUUGAUUGUUAUUGAUUUUGAGUCGACAUGUUGGAAUGAUGGGAAACGCCACCAGACCCAGGAAAUAAUUGAAUUUCCAGCAGUAUUGCUGAACACAUCAACUGGAGAGAUUGAAUCUGAGUUCCAUGCUUAUGUUCAGCCUCAGGAACACCCAGUUCUUUCUGAAUUUUGCAUGGAACUGACAGGCAUAAAGCAGGCUCAAGUUGAUGAAGGAGUCCCUCUGAAGAUUUGCCUAUCUCAGUUCUGUAAAUGGAUUCAGAAGAUUCAGCAACAGAAGAAAAUUAUUUUUGCUACCGGGGUUUCAGAUCUGUCUACUUCAGAAGUAAAAUUAUGCGCAUUUGUUACUUGGUCAGACUGGGACUUGGGGGUUUGCCUCGAGUAUGAGUGUAAAAGAAAACAGCUGUUUAAACCUGUGUUCCUAAAUUCUUGGAUUGAUCUCAGAGUCACUUACAAGAUUUUCUAUAGGAGAAAACCAAAAGGACUACGGGGUGCCCUGCAGGAAGUGGGAAUAGAAUUCUUGGGACGAGAACAUUCUGGAUUGGAUGAUUCUCGGAAUACUGCCCUUCUCGCUUGGAAAAUGAUCAGGGAUGGUUGUUUAAUGAAAAUCACAAGGUCCUGGAAUAAGGUUCCCACCAAGAAGAAUCCCAACAUUUUGGCCAGAAAUUCUAAUACCAGUCAAGUUAAAGAAACAUUGGCCUGCAGUGGUAGCAUUCAGGGUCCCAGCAUGUGUGACAGGGAGCCUAAAAGGACAGCACACCGUGAAGAAGUUCAAAUGAGGCCAGUUGGUACGAAUUCUAUAAAGGCACAGCAAGAUGAAUUGCAACCAAAGAGCAGUGUAAAAGUGGGUCUGCGCAGUGUCACAAGCUAUUUAUCUCUCUUUAAUGCUCAGUCCUCUACCUCUCUGGGGCAGUUGCAGUGUCCCAGCUUCAGUACACCUGUGCAGAAGCAAAUAAAAAACGAACAUCAUGCAUUUAAUACCAAAUCUAAGUCUUCAACAGUGGGUUCAGAAUUGGUGCUUGUUUCAACUACUAUUUCAUCUGUUAAUCAUGUUUCUGAUAUGGAGAUGAGCUCUGCUCUUGACUGUUUACCUAUGUUGGCCGAUUGGGAAGAUGUAGCUUUAUUGCCAGCAUCUCAGCCUGAGCAAAAUAUAGAUUGUAUGCCUCCUAUUAGUGAUUCAAACUUAAUUACUUCAUUUAAUUCUGGAGAAAGGUUAGUGGUUCUAAAAGAAUCUGAAAUGCUAAGUUAUGGAAACUUUGGAGGCACAGAAGAAACUCCUCAAAAAUCUGAGACCUCUAAGUCAAUUGUCUAUAAGAGUCCACAUACUACUAUUUAUAAUGUAAAAGAAUCCAAAGAUCCAAGUUCAGAUGUUUCGAACUUUAAAUUACCUGAGUGCAAAUCAAGUAGUCUGAACAGUGUUAAGGCCAGUAUGUCUUAUCCUUCAGUUUUGGGGAAGUGUCUUCUUUUAGGUGGUACUAAAAGGAAUCUAUCCAGUCCCCCAAUUUCCCCCCUAGCGAAAAAACAGACCUUCACUAUUCAUGAAGAAAAGCCUACAUCAUCUGAUGGCUCCCCAGUGAGAACUUCUUCUUGGAAGGUUCCCUCCUCUGUCUUAACUCCUGCAGUUAACCUACAGGAGCCUUGGAAGAGUGGGAAGAUGACACCUCCAUUAUGCAAGUGUGGCCGAAGGUCUAAGAGACUUGUUGUUUCUAAUAAUGGACCAAACCAUGGAAAAGUCUUCUACUGUUGCCCUACUGGGAAAUACCAAGAAAACAGAAAAUGUGGUUAUUUCAAAUGGGAACAAACACUUCAAAAGGAGAGGGCCAACAGCACAGUUUGGUCUCAUUCCUCAGGGGCCUUCACUUCUGGUUCUCCAGAAACAAGUCAUGUUUGUGAUCAAAAUGUAAAUAUUUCUGCUAAAAAUUCAUUGAGACUCAGACCUUCCAUGAGGAAUUGAUAAACUUUCUUUGUAUCUAAACCAUGUUUUUACUUUAAUGCGACUUCUAGUGUGGUAAAGAGAAAAGGAGUGUAUACGGCUACAAGUUAUGAGGACAGCAUAUCUGAACUCUAGACUGCACUGGGCUAUUACACACACAACACAUACACACACACGAGAGAAAAUAAAUUUCACAGGCUUCUAAUUUCAGUCACCAGCUACCUAACUUUUGUGUUCUGUUCGUGUAUGAAUCCUCAUUGUUCCUUGAAUUCCCAAACAUUAUGAGUAUUCUUAAAAUGUCUUAAACUGUUUUAUUUAUAUUUCAUAUAUUGACAUUUGCCAAAUUUAUCAUUCUUUUUUGAAGAACCAUAAAUGAAAUAUUUUGUAAACUGCAUUUAUUAGAUUAAAUAUAAUAAACAAUAAUAGUAUAUGAUAUCUUUCUUUUGCAGUUAGACCUUGAAACUAAUUUUAAACUGUUUUAAGUUAAUUGAGUAAAAAUAUGACUAAUAAAAAUCACUAGCCUGUUUUUCAGGUAGAUACUUAUACUUUGAGAA
Miniopterus natalensis is the source of this 2579-nucleotide messenger RNA. Lineage: Eukaryota; Metazoa; Chordata; Mammalia; Chiroptera; Miniopteridae. The record is from RefSeq and is a predicted model, not a curated record.